Molecule: messenger RNA, 2098 nt
Organism: Pieris rapae (cabbage white)
Lineage: Eukaryota; Metazoa; Arthropoda; Insecta; Lepidoptera; Pieridae
Product: BTB/POZ domain-containing protein 2
Exons: 4
Coding region: 142-1659 (505 amino acids)
Biological process (GO): neurogenesis
Cellular component (GO): cytosol; P-body
Molecular function (GO): protein binding
Source: RefSeq, a predicted model, not a curated record
AAAUCUGAACAGUGGAAAAACCUUUAACUGUAAUAUAAUAAAUACUGCUUAAAUACUGUAAUUUUCUUACACGAUUUUUAAAAAUUAAUUGUAGAUACUAUACAAGCAAAGAUUGAAAGGUGGUUUAGCCCAUGUAAUAUAAUGGCUUCUGGUUCUAAGAAUGAUGUUGUUAAUAGACUGUCGAAUGUAAAGAUCGCCGAUGCCGACGGCGAUGGAGACGAAGAGCCACCACAAAAUAUGCUUCCCUCAAAUCAGCAGGCACGCCAAAGUGGACACGACGAAGAGAUGGUCCGUUCUAUUGACCCUAUGCCUUCCUCUUCUGCCAUUGAAAACUUACCAACUCAUAACACAGGUGGACGCUUACACAACUGGCAGGCAACAAAAACAACUGUAAAAGAACGUUUAUCAUUCUUAUUUAAUAACGAAAUCCUCUCUGACGUGCAUUUUAUCGUUGGUAAAGACGCCAAUCAGCAGGUCAUUCCAGCGCACAAGUUCGUACUUUCGGUUGGAAGCGCAGUUUUUGAUGCCAUGUUUAAUGGUGUACUGGCUACUAAGUCUGACGAGGUGGAGCUCCCAGAUGUGGAACCCGCGGCUUUCCUACAUUUGUUAAAGUUCCUGUACUCAGAUGAAGUACGAAUUGGCCCAGAGAGUGUGAUGACAACAUUAUAUACAGCAAAAAAAUAUGCUGUUGCUGCUUUAGAGGAGCACUGUGUAGAUUUUCUGAAGAGCAAUUUAGGUACAGACAAUGCUUUCUUGUUGCUCACACAAGCUAGAUUGUUUGAUGAACCACAAUUAGCUGCACUUUGUUUGGAAAUGAUUGAUAAAAAUACUGCGGAUGCUUUGAAUGCUGAAGGAUUUACAGAUAUAGACCAAGACACUUUAAAUGCUGUCUUAGAAAGGGACACUCUCAGAAUCAGAGAAGCUAAAAUCUUUUCAGCUGUCCUUCGUUGGUCCGAAGCAGAAUGUAUAAGACGUCAGCUUCCAGUGACCCCAACUAACCAAAGAACUGUUCUUGGCAGAGCCUUCCAUGCUAUACGGUUUCCCCUCAUGUCAGUGGAAGAAUUUGCUAUGGGUCCUGCCCAAAGUGGUCUUUUAGAUGAUCGGGAGAUUGUACAAGUUUUUCUUUAUUUCACUGUCAAUCCAAAACCUAAUGUUGGAUUUCUGGAUACACCCCGCUGUUGUAUGACUGGAAAAGAGUUGACAGUGAACAGGUUCUCACAAACAGAAUCCAGAUGGGGCUACAGUGGGACAACUGACCGAAUCAGAUUUACAGUGGAUCAGAGGAUUUUUGUUGUUGGUUUUGGGUUGUAUGGAUCAUAUUUUGGACCAAGUGAAUAUGAAGUGCACUUGCAAAUAAUCCAUCUGGCAACAAAGAAAGUGUGUGGAUCAAAUACAACUACAUUUUGCUGUGAUGGAACUGAUGAUACUUUUAGGGCAAUGUUCAAAGAACCAGUUGAAAUACUACCUAACACUUCUUACAUUGCUAGUGCUAAAUUAAAGGGCACUGACUCGUACUACGGAUCAAAAGGUGUUCGUCGCGCAACAGUUGAUUGCAACAAUGGUGAAAAGGUGGUGUUUCAGUUUUCGUAUGCCGCUGGAAAUAACAAUGGUACAUCUGUUGAAGAUGGCCAGAUUCCCGCCAUAAUUUUCUACAUUUAACCCUCGUCGCCCGUGAGGCUUCUUUCGGACCUGAUUCUAUAUGGAAAGCUCGCUAAGGUCGCCAUUGUUUUGGGAACUGGCAACAUUCAUAUGUAAGUGUAAAUACGGUUUUGACGGACUGAUCAAUGGCUAAGAAAUACUUUAAAAAGUGAGUUUGGAAAAGGUGAAAUUAAACUGUAUAUUGUAGCUUAGAGGAUAGCAACUUUCAAAAUGUUUAUAAGUCCAAAGUAUUUAACAAUAUAUAAUGAUUAAUUGUUUAAUAUGAGAGAAAGAAAAAAUACAAUAAACUUUUAAUAAUUGUACUCCAGUAAUAGUUGGAAGGUGUUUAUGAGAUUGAUACAGCUUUAGAAAAUGAUGUGUUUAACAUUAGAAUCUUGAACAUUUAGGGCCUGUUUCCCAAUGUAUGGAUAAAGUGCCAAAUAGCUAUGCAACACAUAAA